AUUGUCAUCUUCGAUAUGGCAUCUCGAACAUCUUUACUGAAAAAGCCUAUCAAAUGGGAAUAUAAAACACAUCAUCGCCUCGUAUAGUUCACUAAUCUGUGAAUAUGUAAAAGCUGACCAAAACCAAGUCAUGCGUUAAACAAAAGCUAGAUGUGUUUUAAGCCUUAUUCUGUCACUGCAGAAUAGCAGUUACCAACUUAAUAGUACUAAAUUAAUCACGUCUAAUUGCCUUAAAAGUUUUUUCAUGAUUGCCAAAUUAACCACAGAUACAGUUACCAAAAGUGCACAGUAAAAAACUUGGUAAAGCAUGGAGAAUUUUGUGCUGUCAAAGUGCAGCCGCCAACUCCAAAAAGCCAUGCACCAUAUCAGAGUACUCUCUUUACUCAAUUGUGUUAUCUUCCACCUCCAGUAGAGCCUGCUUUCAAUCAGAAAGCUGUAUUUCGUCGAAAAUAGUGGGAAAAAAAAUAGUCUCAAAAGUUUAACUUAUUAGUUGUUCCAUAUUGCUGCUAAGUGCAACAAGCUACUAUAUCAGAAAAGUACACGCCUGCGAAUCGUUGUCAUGAGUGCUCAAGCUCCUUCAUCGCAGCCAGAUGAUUACAAAAUCAAGGAUACGAACCCCCAGCUUGGGGAACGAUGGCCUCAUGGAGGUGUUCGUGGUGGCGGAGGAUGGAUUAGCAGCGACAGAGUCCCGAGCACGUAUGAUCUUGUCGAACAGAUGCAUUAUCUUUAUGUUCGAGUCGUUAAGGCCAAGGACUUGCCACCAAAUCCCGUGACCGGAAGCUGUGAUCCAUAUGUGGAGGUGAAACUCGGGAACUAUAAAGGAAAGACACAGCGUUUUGAGAAGAAAACAAAUCCUGAAUGGCACCAAGUGUUUGCAUUCUCCAAAGAGAAGAUCCAGUCUUCAGUUCUCGAAGUUUUUGUCAGAGACCGGGAGAUGGUGGCCAGAGAUGAUUAUAUCGGGAGGGUGCUCUUUGAUAUGAAUGAGGUACCAACUAGAGUUCCACCAGACAGCCCACUGGCACCUCAGUGGUAUAGACUCGAAGACCGCCAAGGCAAUAGCAAGAUCAGGGGGGAGAUUAUGCUUGCAGUGUGGAUGGGAACACAAGCUGAUGAAGCUUUUCCAGAAUCCUGGCAUGCGGAUGCAGCUACAGUUCAAGGGGAAGGUGUUUACAGUGUAAGAUCAAAGGUUUAUGUUUCACCUAAAUUGUGGUACUUAAGAGUCAAUAUCAUUGAAGCUCAAGAUGUAGAAUCUCAGGACAAGAGUCAGCUACCCCAGGUAAUUGUAAAGGCUCAAGUAGGGAACCAGGUACUGAAGACUAAAUUGUGCCCAAACAGAACAACUAAUCCAUUCUGGAAUGAAGACCUGAUCUUUGUAGCUGCCGAGCCGUUUGAAGAACAGUUGGUGCUCACAGUCGAAAACAAGAUAAGCUCAUCUAAAGAUGAGGUUGUUGGCAGGAAAAACUUGCCAUUGAACAUCUUUGAAAGGAGGUUAGAUCACCGACCUGUUCACUCUAGCUGGUUCAACCUUGAAAAGUUCGGGUUUGGAGUCCUGGAGGCUGAUAAGAGACAUGAGCUCAAAUUUUCCACCCGUAUCCAUAUCCGAGCUUGUCUUGAGGGAGGUUACCAUGUGCUGGAUGAAUCCACCAUGUAUAUCAGUGACCAACGUCCAACAGCUCGCCAGCUGUGGAAGCAGCCAAUUGGAAUCCUUGAAGUCGGCAUCUUAAGUGCCCAAGGGCUGCAAAAAAUGAAAACAAGGGAGGGACGUGGAACCACAGAUGCAUAUUGUGUGGCCAAAUAUGGACAGAAGUGGGUGAGAACCCGAACAGUCCUUGAAAGCUUUAGUCCUAAAUGGAAUGAACAAUACACCUGGGAAGUUUAUGACCCUUGUACAGUUAUAACAUUGGGAGUCUUUGAUAAUUGCCACUUGGGAGGCGAUGAAAAACCCACUGGGAGGGACUCCAGAAUAGGAAAGGUCAGAAUCAGGUUAUCAACUCUAGAAACAGACAGGAUUUACACACAUUCUUAUCCACUUCUAGUUCUGCAACCAUCAGGGGUGAAGAAGAUGGGAGAACUUCAAAUUGCCUUUCGCUUUACUUGUUUAUCUCUCGCACACAUGAUUUACCUUUAUGGUCGUCCUCUACUGCCAAAAAUGCAUUAUCUGCAUCCUUUCACGGUAAGUCAAGUAGACAAUUUAAGGUAUCAAGCUAUGAACAUCGUAGCAUCCAGGCUGGGACGAGCUGAGCCUCCACUAAGGAAAGAGGUUGUGGAGUACAUGCUGGAUGUGGAUUCACAUAUGUGGAGCAUGAGAAGAAGCAAAGCAAACUUCUUCAGAAUAGUUACCCUCUUCACAGGCGUAGUCACUAUGAGUAAAUGGCUCGGUGAUGUUUGCCACUGGAAAAACCCGGUGACUUCCAUUCUAGUCCAUAUUCUGUUUUGCAUAUUAAUAUGCUACCCAGAACUCAUCCUCCCGACCAUUUUCCUCUACAUGUUCCUAAUCGGCAUAUGGAAUUACCGAUACAGACCAAGGCAUCCGCCUCAUAUGGACACUAAACUUUCAUGGGCAGAAGCAGUUCAUCCUGAUGAAAUGGAUGAAGAGUUUGACACAUUCCCCACAUCCAAGCCAAUAGAUGUUCUUCGAAUGAGGUAUGACAGACUUCGCAGCGUAGCAGGACGAAUCCAGACAGUUGUAGGGGACAUGGCAACCCAGGGAGAGAGAUUUCAUGCCCUGCUCAGCUGGAGAGAUCCAAGAGCAACGAGUCUCUUCGUAGUUUUCUGCCUCUGCGUUGCAGUAAUUCUAUACAUUACACCUUUCCAGUUAGUGGCUGUGUUAACAGGUUUCUACUUGUUGCGUCACCCAAGAUUCAGGAGCAAGAUGCCUUCAGUUCCCAGCAAUUUCUUCAAAAGAUUGCCAUCCAGAGCCGAUAGCAUGCUCUAGUUUUUCUCUACUUUACUUCCCUUCUUUACAUUCAAAUGCUAGCCAUGUAAUUUGAACUGAUUUCUGCUAAUAUAUACAUUCAUACUCUUAAGUUUGAUACUUACAAUCCUAAAAGGUAUAGCCGAAGCUGCCGAACAGGGCAUGAUAGCCAUAAUAAAGGCAAAAGAUUCAACUAUCAAAUUCAAAUUCUGAAGCUUUUUCCUUAGGAGGAAAAAGAAUUCUUAUCAAUGACGCAAGUUUGUAAGUGGGAAGCUCAGUUCCAGCUUUGGUUAAUUAACAUUAAUAAACUGGAAUCAAGGUUGCAUGCAUUAGUUUCAUUUCAGCGGAAACUGGAGUAAAUGGCACUCUUUCAGUCACUGGAAUAAAAGAAGCCGGGAAGUUUACAGUUUCAGUGGACUGAAUACCUUAAUGCACAUAAUAAAGAGAAUAUGAUACUUGAUGAAGUAAGAGGUGUUCACGGAGAAAUGUGAUUUCUUCAUGCAAUUUCAUAGUUCGCAAUUAAGGGUCCAUGGAAACCCUUGCAGGGUAGAAAAUACAUGGAUCUGAUGUUAUACAGUGCACAAAACAAAGAAACAAGCAAAAGACCAACAACGUCAUCCAGUAAAAUUAAGGAGUUUCAUCAGGGAAUCAGUGGUAUCUACAUUCUCUAAAAACAUCUCCAUCAGCAGAAGAUGUUUCAAAAUCUCUGACAUAUUUAAAUUACCGCUAAAUAAGUACUUCACCCCAACAGUAUAAGAAUACUGAAUUUUUUGAUUGUCAUUCAUUGACACGCACCUAAUCAUCCUUAAUUCUCCGAAGCAUUUUGGAAGCCCAGCGCCGUACGCGUUUCUUCAAGGUGUAGCCAACAAUUAUUCCAGCAACAAAACAGACAGCACUUAUCUUUGAGCAGGUCCAAAUAGUCACUGUGUUUCUGAAUUCCAAAAAAAGUAAACAGGUCACCAUAUUAACUUGAGAACAAUUAUGCAGCAGCAGCAACAGUAUAAUUAUUGAUGCAAAAAACAAAAUUUAAAUAUUUCCAAUCAAGCGGACAAACUACAGCACUUCAGCAUUAUUGCAAAUGUACACAUGCCUAACCCAUGGACAAUACUGUCUUAAAAAAACAUGAAGCAGCACACAAGAAAAGUAUCGAGCUUAUUCAGGUGAAUCAGAUCCCUAGAAUCCAAAAAAAACUGAACUUUUGCGAAUUUCAGCAGGGACAGCUGAUGAAAUUUCAGGAGGGACAUGCGAGAACUCAAAUUUCAAUUCAACUUCCACAUAGUGCCUACUUUUCUAUCAAAUUAUGACGAGGGCAGUUCAUUAAAUGACAAACUUGUUGAACAUGUAAUAUAGGAAUAGAAAAUUUGGAGUGAAAUCGAAGAUCAAAUUAUACAAAUAGAAGUGAAGGGAGCUACAUAAGCAAAAUGUUGGCUUUAUCAGAAUCACUGGAGCCACUCUAUUUCCAUCAUUUAAAGUUGUAGUUUAGUUACAUCAUCAUCUGUUGCAACUCAGAGAGAAAUCUAAGUUAAGGGAACAUUUGUUUCAACCAAAGCAAUGUAAUUGCUCCCCUUCCUAUGCAAGGUUUGACCAAUUAUACAAUCUUAUCCUUGUAAGCAAUAAACAUACAACAUGAUUAGAUGAUCCCCAUUUUCAAUGUUCCAAUUUAGCUGUAAUCCUAGCCAGAUACGUUAGGCAUCCACACGACACUGUUUUCCCACUUUCAAAAUUAUAGUACAUAAAAAAAAGAACAGCAUAACUACUACCCAAAUCCAAUUCCAGUAUUCCACCAUAAUAAUAGUCCAAUCAGAGAGCAAUACGUCGAGAAAGAAACAACUUUAAUCAUUUAAAAAGACAAAAUUAACAAGGUUUAGCUGUGGUUAAGCAAAAAAAGAAGUACCGGGACUCUCUGGCGAGUAAGAAUGGAGGCGGCGGUGGCGGCGGCGGCGUCGAGAUGGAAGUGGAGGAAGCGGAAGAAGAGUCCGUCGUGAAAUUCUUGAGGGAGGCUUUGGCUUUCUCAAAGGUGGAAGCAAUCGAGCUAACGGUGCUGCUGACGGUUGGGUCUUGAGACAUCGACAUGGCUUUACGAACUCCGUUCUGCAAUUCCUCCAUUACCGAUUUUUGGUGAUUCUGCUAAUUCUGCUAAUCUUCUUCCCCAAAACUCUGCUCUCAAUAUUUGAGGGUUUAAGACAUCGCCCAAUUUGACUUGCUAAUCAAGGUUUUAGUCCCUUUUUCCCCCUUUUUACUUUAAAUUUUGUUCCCUUUUUUACUUUAAAUUUUUUAAAAAAGUUGUAGUAAAUUUUAACAUUUUUUAUUUUCAAAGUAAUUUCACCCCUGCAAUUUUUUAUUUUUUUUUUGCAUACAGUUAAAAUUUUGAAUUAAAUGAAAUGCAGCAAAAUUUAAAAAGGAAUUGGGGAACUUGUAAAGGUAGGGCUAAGAAGACAAAUGAUCAAAACUUCUCAAUAAAAAAAAAUGUAUCAUCAAAUUAUUUGACAAAUUUUACCAUAGAGAGUUUAAAAUCAUAAUUAUUCACUUUUUUUUUCCUUCUAAUUAACGACAAUUUUUUUUUGUAAUAUCUCCG
Messenger RNA from Oldenlandia corymbosa var. corymbosa, 5489 nucleotides. The record is from the annotation of a GenBank genome assembly. Lineage: Eukaryota; Viridiplantae; Streptophyta; Magnoliopsida; Gentianales; Rubiaceae.